GGCAGUUCCACCGCCCGUCAUGUGACGCGGGCCCUCGUCCCACCCGUCUGCAGCCAUUCCACGUCUGGUCCCCAAGCUCGAGAGGGCCACGUGACACUCCGGGGCCCAGUCACGUGAGGCGCAGAUCUCGGGUGGGGGGGUUGGCAUAAGGGUCCAGAGUGGCAGUAAACGAGGAAGAUGGCGGGGUGCAGGGGGUCCUUGUGCUGUUGCUGCAGGUGGUGCUGCUGCUGCGGUGAGCGUGAGACCCGUACCCCGGAGGAGCUGACCAUCCUUGGAGAAACCCAGGAGGAGGAGGAUGAGAUCCUUCCAAGGAAAGACUAUGAGAGUUUGGAUUAUGACCGCUGCAUCAAUGACCCUUACCUGGAAGUUCUGGAGACCGUGGAUAGCAAGAAGAGUCGCAGGUACGAGGCGGUGAAGUGGAUGGUGGUGUUUGCCAUUGGAGUCUGCACGGGUCUGGUGGGUCUCUUUGUGGAUUUCUUCGUGCGCCUCUUCACCCAGCUCAAGUUCGGAGUGGUGCAGACAUCGGUGGAGGAGUGCAGCCAGAAAGGGUGCCUCGCCCUGUCCCUCCUCGAGCUCUUAGGCUUCAACCUGAUCUUCGUCUUCUUGGGGAGCCUGCUCGUCCUAAUCGAGCCAGUGGCAGCAGGUUCUGGGAUCCCCGAGAUCAAGUGCUACCUGAAUGGCGUGAAGGUGCCCGGGAUUGUGCGUCUCCGGACCCUGCUCUGCAAAGCCUUCGGAGUGCUGUUCAGCGUGGCCGGAGGGCUCUUCGUGGGGAAGGAAGGCCCCAUGAUCCACAGUGGCGCAGUGGUGGGCGCUGGCCUCCCUCAGUUUCAGAGCAUCUCCUUCCGGAAGAUCCAGGUGAACUUCCCCUAUUUCCGAAGUGACAGAGACAAGCGAGACUUUGUGUCUGCGGGGGCAGCCGCCGGCGUCGCCGCAGCUUUCGGGGCUCCCAUCGGGGGCACCCUGUUCAGCCUGGAGGAGGGCUCGUCCUUCUGGAACCAAGGGCUCACGUGGAAAGUGCUCUUUUGUUCCAUGUCGGCCACCUUCACCCUCAACUUCUUCCGUUCUGGGAUUCAGUUUGGGAGCUGGGGCUCCUUCCACCUCCCUGGACUGCUGAGCUUCGGCGAGUUUAAGUGCUCUGACUCUGACAAAAAAUGUCACCUCUGGACAGCUGUGGAUUUGGGUUUCUUCAUUGUGAUGGGGGUCAUCGGGGGCCUCCUGGGAGCCACAUUCAACUGUCUGAACAAGAGGCUCGCAAAGUACCGUAUGCGAAACGUGCACCCGAAGCCCAAGCUCGUCAGAGUCCUGGAGAGCCUCCUGGUGUCCCUGGUGACCACUGCGGUGGUGUUCGUGGCCUCCAUGGUGCUCGGGGAGUGCCGGCAGAUGUCGUCUUCCAGCCAGACCGGGAAUGGCUCGUUCCUGCCCCAGGUCGCAUCAGAAGAUGUGAAUUCGAGCAUCAAGACCUUUUUUUGUCCCAACGAGACCUACAACGACAUGGCCACGCUGUUCUUCAACCCCCAGGAGUCUGCCAUCCUGCAGCUCUUCCACCAGGACGGCACCUUCAGCCCCGUCACUCUGGCCUUGUUCUUCGUGCUCUACUUCCUGCUUGCGUGCUGGACUUAUGGCAUUUCUGUUCCCAGCGGCCUCUUCGUGCCUUCUCUGCUGUGCGGCGCUGCUUUUGGGCGUUUGGUCGCCAAUGUCCUCAAAAGCUACAUCGGUUUGGGCCACAUCUACUCGGGGACCUUCGCCCUGAUCGGCGCCGCGGCGUUCUUGGGCGGGGUCGUCCGGAUGACCAUCAGUCUCACGGUCAUCCUGAUCGAGUCUACCAAUGAGAUCACUUACGGGCUCCCCAUUAUGGUCACUCUGAUGGUGGCCAAGUGGACAGGGGACUUCUUCAACAAGGGCAUCUACGACAUCCACGUGGGCCUGCGAGGAGUGCCGCUUCUGGAGUGGGAGACGGAGGCAGAGAUGGACAAGCUGAGAGCCAGCGACAUCAUGGAGCCCAACCUGACCUACGUCUACCCGCACACUCGCAUCCAGUCUCUGGUCAGCAUCCUGCGCACCACGGUCCACCACGCCUUCCCGGUGGUCACGGAGAACCGGGGCAACGAGAAGGAGUUCAUGAAGGGCAACCAGCUCAUCAGCAACAACAUCAAGUUCAAGAAAUCCAGCAUCCUCACCCGAGCCGGCGAGCAGCGCCGGCGCAGCCAGUCCAUGAAGUCCUACCCGUCGAGCGAGCUGCGGAACAUGUGCGACGAGCACGUGGCCUCGGAGGAGCCCGCCGAGAAGGAGGACCUGCUGCAGCAGAUGCUGGAGCGCAGAUACACUCCCUACCCCAACCUAUACCCUGACCAGUCCCCAAGUGAAGACUGGACCAUGGAGGAACGCUUCCGCCCUCUGACCUUCCACGGCCUCAUCCUUCGGUCGCAGCUGGUCACCCUACUCGUCCGGGGAGUUUGCUAUUCCGAGAGUCAGUCGAGCGCCAGCCAGCCGCGCCUGUCCUACGCCGAGAUGGCCGAGGACUACCCCCGGUACCCUGACAUCCACGACCUGGACCUGACCCUGCUGAACCCCCGGAUGAUCGUGGACGUCACCCCGUACAUGAACCCGUCCCCCUUCACCGUCUCACCCAACACCAGCGUCUCCCAAGUGUUCAACCUGUUCAGGACCAUGGGGCUGCGGCACUUGCCGGUGGUGAACGCCGUGGGAGAGAUCGUGGGGAUCAUCACCCGGCACAACCUGACCUACGAGUUCCUGCAGGCCCGGCUGCGGCAGCACUACCAGACCAUCUGAGGGCCCGCUCAGUGGCCUCACGCCACGGGCCGGCCGGCCCUCUCCCGGGGCUCCCUGGGGCGGCAGCCCUGCCUGGGCCGUUCCGGGGCUCGGCACAUCCCCAGUCACCCCCUCACUCGGAAAGCCUGCAGUCAUCAGACGCUUUGCUGGUCAGAGGUCCCGGGGACGGUGUUAACCCACGAGGGUUGGGCCUUGGCCGCCGUGCUCAGCAGUAUCUUCCCAUUUCCUGCUCCCCAAGGCCCCCCAUCCAGUGUCCAGUCGGGCCGCAGCCCCUCCACCCCACUAACGCCAGGACCGGAGCAGGCGGGUGGCGGGCCUCGCUGGAGGGGGGGCCCCAGCGCAUUGUUCCUGCCCCCCCCUUGCUGCUUUCCUAGGGAACCCCGCUGUUGCCUUAAACCGUGAUGAGAGGGGCUGUGGCCCAGGCAGACACUGGGGGGAAUCAGUUGCAAAAUGAAGUGAAUUACUAAGUUCUGGAAUUGGGCACUGUGGAAACAGCCUUGUGCCUGGGGGGCCUUCCUGCACCGGGCCUCUCGGCUCGGUGCCUGUUCGUCUGAGGGACCCGCUCUGCUUCCGGGGCGUGGGCUGCAGGCGCAGUCUCUGUGCACAAGGCGUUCCCCACUGACAGUCUCUGAGUGGAAAGCCGGGCGGCAGGAAACCCCCCUUCGUUUGUGCCUGCGUCUCCCUGGAAGAGCGGCCACAGCCCAGCCCCGAGCACCCUGACGCGGCACCCCAGACGGACUGCCUGGCUCUGGGGAGCGGCGCGGUGGCCUUUGAGGUGGAGAGCAGGGAACCCUGGGGCAGUAGCCACUGCAAGGUGCGUGUGCCAGCUGGGAAAGCCCAGGUGCUGGUGACAAAGCAGACGGCGUAUUUGAGGACAAGGCUGUCCGCCCUCCAUAAACAUCUGUCACUUCCCUGCUGUCACCACACCCCUGCCUCCCAAGGGGCUCAGACGUGGGAACUGCAGGAGGGGCCUGCCUGGAGUGGGGAGGGCCGGGCCCCCAGGGGCCAGCAUUGCACAUGGGAGGCCCCCCUGUGUCUCUCGGGGACUCGGUUUCCCUCCAGGCUGGCUGGUCCUCGGGGCAGGCCCCUGAGUGGGCAUCUGAGUGUCGGGCACGUGCUCCUGCUGGCCUCUGCCUUCCGCCCACUCCGCAUGCUCACCAGCGUCCGGGGCCCACGGGGAAGCCCCGUGGCGGGUGUGCUUUGGGUCUCCAGGUGGCGCCGUUUGCAUCUGACGUUCUGAUUUGACCGCGGAAGCCGCGAGGACCGCGGGGCCCCAGCGACACCGCUCUCCUGCCUUCCACCUCAUGGUGACGUCGAUGCCAAGACCCUUGCGGCCAAGGGGGUGGGUGCGGGGCUCAGGUCUCGCGUUCAACACACUCUGAUGACCCCUUUCCUUUCAGCGAGGGCCGCUUCAGGGUCUUUUCUAACGGACCGUGGCCCCCUCCUUGCUAUUUUUUUAAAGAUUUUAUUUAUUUAUUUGUACAGAGAGGGGGAGGGGAGGGAGGAAGAGAGGGAGGAACAUCCGUGUGUGUUGCCUCUCGCACGCCCCCUGCUGGGGGCCCCGGCCCGCGGCCCAGGCAUGUGCCCCGAGUGGGAAUCAAAUUGGAGACCCUUUAGUUCGCAGACCUGUGCUCAGUCCACUGAGCCGCACCAGCCAGGGCUAUUUUCUCAUGUCUCUGACCAAAAGUGCUUUGAGGCCUAAGUUUUUCAGCAUCCCUGGAUGCACCUGAUUUGUGAAAUGUGGCUGAAACCCCCAAUAAAUCGUUCAGGAAAUCACGGGGACCAAAAAAGGCAAGCCCUUUCUCGGUGUGAUGGUGUUGCACCAACUGCCACCUUAUUCUAAAGCAGCAACUGGGAGCUCGGCCCUCUGACCCGUCCCUGUAAUGACGAAGGGAGCCAGUUGCACGGGUCAUGGGCAGAGCCUGCCUUCCCAGCCCUCACAGAGACUGGAGGGGCCCACGGCCUGUGGGAGGGCCUCUGGCGUCCAGGGCCGGGCCACCAGGUGCUCCCCAGAGCCACCGGGGGAAUGUCGUCGGAAUUGACCCCAUGCACAUUGCAUUGCCCUUCAGCCACCAAGAUACCUUGCUCCCACCAGCAUAGCCCAGACAUAGACGGCAGAAUGCAAUACCUUCCUCCCCCCAAACUCCCUGCACAACCACCAGGGAGGACCCACACCCAGGCCCCUCUGGAAGGACACCCUUCCCGUCCUCUGUGGACGGCUGUCCUUUCCAGAUAAGCCCAAAGACAGCCACUGCCCGCCUUGUAGCAAAGCAGCUGUUAGCCUCGCGCCUCUGAUUUCUGUUAGAAGCCUGCAUUUCCAGCUCGCACCUGGUCCCGCGAGCCCCACGGCCUCCUGGUGAUGUGGUCCCUCCACAGAUAAAACUGCAUAGAGGGCUCUGGGGUGGCUAGAGGUGGUCGUGUUUUGUCUCCAGCCUGGUGCUUCGUGGCUCCCCGGCUGAGGUAGGUGGGGAAGUCGGGGGGAGAGUCCCCACAGCCGUGGGGCCUUUGCACUCUGCCAGGUGAUUUGCUCGUGACCUUGUUUAGAGACUGCUGGCUGGACUGGACGCCUGUUUGACCCAGCUGCCCAUAGGACAUUUCUGAUGUGAAGGGGCACAUUGACGCAGCCUGGUGACCAGAAAGCCUCCAGAAAGGCCAGGCGCACCCUCCUGGCCCUCGGGAUCUGAGAGCAGCGUUGCCCUGCAGCUCCCAUGGACCUUGGUCGUAGCGAUGGCCACGGCUUCCUUGGUUCCGUUUGCACUGUUGGUUUGUACAGUGAUGUGUGCUAAUUCCACUGUGUAUGUAAAUGGUGUCUUUUUUAAUUUGUAAAAUCCUAUUUUUAUUUGAACUGUUGGAACUUGGACGUUCUCAUUAUAACCUUACCAUGUCAGAGUAAAACGUC
Molecule: messenger RNA, 5689 nt
Organism: Phyllostomus hastatus (greater spear-nosed bat)
Lineage: Eukaryota; Metazoa; Chordata; Mammalia; Chiroptera; Phyllostomidae
Gene: CLCN6
Product: chloride voltage-gated channel 6
Exons: 23
Coding region: 178-2790 (870 amino acids)
Biological process (GO): chloride transport; transmembrane transport
Cellular component (GO): lysosomal membrane; intracellular membrane-bounded organelle
Molecular function (GO): voltage-gated chloride channel activity
Source: RefSeq, a predicted model, not a curated record